AUGGCGCACAAAGGCAAAUUGCACAAGAACGAGAGAAGCCGCGAAUCAGAGAGAAAAGAGAACAGACACGCGCCAAAGUACUACAGAGGGGAGAAACAGGCCCCGGCCCCAAAGCCCAGACUUACGCGGAACGUUGUCAACAAAACGUUCAGAACGGACGGCGAGCUAACGGAGUUUAUUCUGAACGAGGGAACGUUCAAAGACAAAGUGGCUGCAAUGACUCUUAUGACCAUACAGGAGCAGGACGGAAAGGCGCUGAACCAGCUGAUGUCUCUCCUGGAAAGCUCCGAGGGGGGAGACAAGGUGUAUCUGGCGAUCACCCAUGCGGUGAAAAUCGCCGAUUACUACUUAGAGUGCAAGAAAGAGGCCGAGAAUCCCGCAGCAGACACAGAAAGCACCCCAGACGCGCGCAAGUUCUGCCUCUUCAUCGAGAAGUCGCUCUUUGUCAAAAGACUCACCGAGGGCAUUUCCAAGCACAUGGCGUCGCCCUUCCUGAAAGAGAAGCUUAUGAUUCUUGUGAAGAACAUGGUGGAGACAGACACGCUCAGCGAGCAAAUGGUGGGCAUUAUGCUGGAUGCUGCAGACGUGCAGGUGGACAAGGAAAUACUCUUGAUUUUCUCGCACAUCAUCAAGCACAGAAAGAUGGAGCUCAUUUCCAUCCUGCGCGACAAAAUCACACAGACCAUUGUGUCCCACAGAAACCCGAAGAAAGUGAAAUAUUUUGUCACGCUGGCGCUCUUGCUAAACAAGUCCGAGUGGGUGCAGGAGGACGCAGACUACACCGCGUACGUGGUGCCUCUGAUCCGGGGGUUUAUGUCUCUGCUUAAGACCGUGCAGGAGGAGAUUGGAAACCCGCAGAUAAAGGCCAAGACCAGCGCGUCCGUUCUGUCGUCGCUUCUGAAGGGCCUGCUGCGGUUCAUCAACUGGCAGAAGACAAUCCCCUCUUUGAAGAUGUGCUACACCUCGGAAAUUCUGAAGGAGGUCGGGUACAUAAUUUUCAAGCUGGCGUACAACGACAACACGCGGUACUCCCUCCCUGCGCUGAACCUCCUGGAAACAGCGAACGAGACAGAGAAAAUCAACUACAGCCGGGUGCUCGGAGACACCAUCAGAAAGUACAUCUAUCUAAACGACCUAAGCAAGUGCGAGAUCCUGAACAAGGCCGUGAACAUGCCUGCGCAGGAGGUGCAGGUGAAGGUUGUGCAAAGCGCAUACCACGCCCCAAUUGGGUCCAAAUACCCGCUCGGGUGCAUGAUGGUGACGCAGGAGGCAGGACAGAGCCUCAAAAAUAGAGCGGGAUACGUGCUGCUAAGCCAGUCGCACGACCCAGAGCUUGCAGACACAGCAGAGAAGCUUGUGCGCGGAGAAAGCAUUUCGGUGUACAACAUCUGGUCGUAA
This is a messenger RNA of Nematocida major, 1398 nucleotides long. RefSeq lists its product as uncharacterized. The transcript has a single exon. The record is from RefSeq and is a predicted model, not a curated record. Bases 1 to 1398 code for a protein of 465 amino acids. NCBI's taxonomy places the organism in Eukaryota, Fungi, Microsporidia.